Molecule: messenger RNA, 2511 nt
Organism: Nematostella vectensis (starlet sea anemone)
Lineage: Eukaryota; Metazoa; Cnidaria; Anthozoa; Actiniaria; Edwardsiidae
Exons: 3
Coding region: 249-2024 (591 amino acids)
Source: RefSeq, a predicted model, not a curated record
UGCCCUACGCGGCUAGUUAGCGAUGUUAUGUAAACUAAUUAGACCUGUUCUUAGUACUUCAGGCAUUUGUUUGAAUGUUUAUACAGCGAAAGGGAUAUGCAGAGCACACGAUGUUUAAACUAUGAUGAUAACCAAAAUAGAUUGUCUCGUUGUUUUAAAGUUCGCCAUGUAAAACAAUGCUAACGUUUCUAAAGGCAGAGUAAUACCUGGAAAAUAUAACUUGACAGUAAAAAAGAUUUUGCCUCAUCAUGAAUACAGACAACGACUAUUUGGAAUCAUGUGACCAGAGCAUCUUCACCAAUGAGGACCCAACUCAGGAGAAGAUUCUUUCAGUAUCCGUCACAUUCAAGCCCCAGGCACAGGUAACCCACACGGAAUCACAAGGGCCUGAUAUAAUGGAUGUGGAUAGGAACGGAAUAGUGGAUGCCCCGGGCGAGAUGGAGAGUGAGCAAGCUCCCAACCCCCCUGCGUCACCAAGUGCCGAGUGGACUGAGGACGAGACAAUUGGAGCAGAGGAAAGCGCAAAUGAGAAUCCUGUUUUGCCAGGGUGGAAGGGGUACGGAAACAACAUCUACAUUCAGCCUAUCCUCGUCAACAACACGGGAUGCGAAAAAGCCGCAAAAACUCAGGUUUCCAAGCGCUUUCAUUACCCUUCAACAAACCAACUCAAAGCGACGAUAAAAACCCGAAUGGCCUCUGAAUGGGUCACGAAGCACAAUCAGCGAAUCCAAUUAACCGGAUCGCUUAAGUCGCUGCAUUCGGCAACUACCGAUGAAUCUACGAAAGAUUUAGGGUUUAGUAAGAACGGACUCGCUAACAAUAGCCCUCACACUGGGAGUAAAAUCACUAAAGGAUUCGUGUGUAGGAACUGGGCAAAUGAUUUCUUACCGGAACAGUACAAGCUGAAAGACGAGGAGGAAUUUGUGCCGUUCAUGGUCCGUAAGUACGUGGACAGGACCAAGUAUAACGUAAAUAAUAACAAACCACAGGUAGUCCAUGCGUCUAGGGAGGUAGAGCAAGAUAAUAAACCUACAGUGCCUGCUCCUUUGCAAACUGAGGAGGCAGUUAGCGAAAUCUUUGUAAGUAUCAGCGACAAUACACACAGGCAGCCCGUCUCAUCUGAAAAUCAAAGCUGCAGCAUUUGCAAAAAGGACGAGGACAAAAAUGCCGUGACACACAGGCAACCAGGACAAUCCGGGACAAAUAAAAGUAGAAGAUUUGAUACGAAAAGCGAGAGCAGGGGUUUUUCACGUGAUCACCUCUGCUCCGAGGCUUGUCGCUGCAAUCAAUAUCACAGACAUACCGGUCAAUCCAGGUCUCAAAGCUCAACAUCCACAGGACUUUUGCAACCCAAGUCAAGGAUUGCACUUCCGUUCAAGCAAUUUCCACCAAUUGAACCACUCCGCCAAUCUAGCAACACAGGCAUUCCAACUGGUCAGCGGCCACAGACCGUGGCCUCAGGAUUCAUAGCAAACCGCGCGCAUUUGACAUCACGGCGCGCGCACAGCUCCCGCGCCAAGUCGGUGACUUAUGCCAACUUCUCAAGCACUGAGGCUCGAAGGGCAAAAACAACCUCAAGCCAAGACAUAAGAACCGAACAAAUACAAGCAUCUAGGUACCACGCCCUCACGGGCGCGAUAACCCGAGCGAUGCGAUCAGACGACGCGGAAUACAUCAAGGCCCUACGCACUCCCCACAACGAGCAGCAGCCCAUAAUGACGUUACUUCCGGAUGGGAAACAAGUACUGAGACGAACAUUCAGCGAACAUUCUAGACUAAUGUCACUGUUGCGAUGUAGUGGGGUCAAGAUGGAAAGUAAAGGCUUUGAGAAAAUCAGCUCCAUCGAAACGCUGCUCUAUACCCCGGCCCAGUCUUACGCGACUUUGAUUCAAAACUCGCAUCAGUCCGUUGCGGUUGAAGCUGGCGGGGAUACCGAUUCUGAAGUCAUGGGACUUGGGAGUGAUAUCGCAUAUUCUAGCGAAGGCUCGACCAAACUUGAAAUUUAUCUAAAUGCGCGAGAAUGAUGGACGGCUUAAAGGAAAGGUUGUAUUGUCACGCAAUUAUUUUGACGUAACGUCACGCAACAUCUUUGUGUCACAUGUAUGAUAAACUUUAAAGAAAACUAGGUAAUCCUAGAAAAAUAUUGAAAUGAAAAUGAAAUAUCCUUCUAUUGGUACAGUUAUUGAACUGAGAAAAACAGUGUAAAAAAGAUAAUGUAUUAUUAUUAUUUAGUUCCUUAUUUAUAUGAAUUUAUGAGUGUAUAAAUUUAUGUGUGUUGCACUAAAUACAGUCCUUGUGCAUUUCUAUCAUGACCUUAUUGCCUCUGAUGGAAACAAGAGCAACAAGGCGCGCGAUAUGCAUACUAUAGCCCGGCUUUCAGUAAUUUGAAUUCGACCUUUUACCUCGUGUUUCUCAACUUGUUCGGAUCAGAGUGGGAUAAGAAUGGCGAUGGCGCCACCGGCAUAUAGACUGUUUCCCAGGACAGAAGCGCCAGCCCAGAAACGGUCAAGC